Molecule: messenger RNA, 4323 nt
Organism: Lolium rigidum
Lineage: Eukaryota; Viridiplantae; Streptophyta; Magnoliopsida; Poales; Poaceae
Exons: 6
Coding region: 1-4323 (1440 amino acids)
Molecular function (GO): mRNA binding; metal ion binding
Source: RefSeq, a predicted model, not a curated record
AUGAUCGGCGGUGCCGACGAGCCCGAACCGGAGGCCCAGCCUUCCACCCGCACGGCAGCCGCGCCUCCCCCUCCCUCGCCGCCGAUCGCGCCCCCUUCCUCGCCUCUUCCGGGCGCCGGCCUCGGCCGGAGGCUGCUCGGCUCCAUCCGCGCCUUCGCCCUCCCCGCGCCUCGCCCCGCCGCCGCCCCCAAGGUCGGCCUCGGCCUGCUGCUCCAUGCCAGCCCCGACCACCCCCUCCUCCACCCACCAACCCCGUCUCCGUCUGCGUCCGAGGACCCUCUCGACGAAGACGCUGCUGCGCCACGCCCUCACGCCCACGGCGCGGACCCGCUGAGCCGACACGGGGCCGCCGACGCUGCGUCGGCCCCAACCAACUCCAUGUCCACGCCCACCCACGUCGCGUCUCCGUCUAACGACGAGCCCAUCGCAGCCGACGUUUCGUCCGCGUCCGCGUCCGGGGAGGAGGACGACCCUGCGGAAGAUGCUUCCGAACGGCCUCACGCCGCCCACGCAGAGCCGCUCUCGCCGGUGAGCCGGUACAGACCCGUCGACCCUGCUGCGAGGAGGGCUCCGGCCAACACCAUGCUCACGCAGGCGCCUCCCCACCUCCUCCAGCACCUCAUGCCGGCGGCGGACGCGGACGGUGACCAGGACCAGGAGCCCGGCCUGGUGCUGGUGGGUGGGCAACAAGCCGACGAAUUUCGCGCGGGCGACGAGUCAAGGCCCACCACCAACGUCGCGUCUCCGUCUAAGGACGAGUCAGUCACCGCAACCGACGCGUCCGAGGAGGACGACCCUCUGGAAGGUGCUGCCGAACGGCGCCACGCCACCGACCCAGAGCUGCUGCUCUCGCCGGUGAACCGGUACAGACUCAUGGACCCUGCUGCAAGGAGGGCUCCGGCCAGCACCAUGCUCACGCGGUGGGCAUCCAAGGCGGCUCCCCACCUCCUCCAGCACCUCGUGCCUGAUAUUGCACUGGGAGAUCACGAUGCUGCUGCUGGGGAUGAUCAAGAAGAGAAGGUGCUGCAGCAGUGCGCCGUUGAUCAGCUGACAGCUGCCAGGGAUGAUCAGGAGGUGGUACAGCGAGGUGCUAUCCACCCAAGGGAUGACACCGCAUAUGACAUUGCUGCUGAGGAUCAAGAGAAGGUGGGAGAUGCUGUGGAAGGCCAGGAGUUGGUGGAGCAAGAUGCCAUUGACAGAAAGGGUGAAGGCACAAUUGGCACUGCUGUUAACGGUCAAGACAAGACUGUAGAGCAAUGUGGCUCUUAUGGAUUGGGAACAACUGAGAAUGGUGAUAUCGAGAAUGAUCAGGAGGCGGUGGAGCAAUGUGUCAUCGACAAAGAGGGUGCAGCCAUGGAUGAUAAUGCUGUCAAAGAUCACGAGGUGACAGGGCCAACUGUCGUAGAUGGAAUGCGUGCUACCAUAGAUGACAUUUCUACCGAGGAUCUAGAGAAGAAAGUGGAGCAAUAUGCAACUUAUGACUCAAUCGAGAAUGAUAAUGCUGUGGAAGAUCAGGAGGUGGUACAGCAAGGUGCCAUCCACCCAAGGAAUGAAACCACAUAUGCCAUUGCUGCUGAGGAGCAAGAGAAGGUGGGAUCAGCCGAGAAUGUUAAUGUUGCGGAAGGCCAGGAGUUGGUGAAGCAAGAUGCCAUUGACAGAAAGGGUGAAGGCACAGAUGGCACUGCUGCGGAGGGUCAAGACAAGACUGUAGAGCAAUGUGGCUCUUAUGGAUUGGGAACGACUGAGAAUGGUGAUGCAGAGAAUGACCGGAAGGUGAUGGAGCAAUGUGUCAUUGACAAAGAGCGUGCAGACAUGGAUGAUAAUGCUGUGAAAUAUCACGUGGUAGGGCUAACUGAAGGCACAGAUAGCACACAUUCCAUCGUGAAUGACAUUUCUGCCGAGGAUCAAGAGAAGAAAGUGGAGCAAUACACAACUUAUGACUCGGAAGCAAUCGAGAAUGAUGAUGUUGUGGAAGAACAGGAGGUGGUGGAGCAAGAGGUUGUCUUCAGAGAGGGUUUAACCAUUGACCAUGAUGAUUCUGUCGAAGACCACAAUGUGGUAGAUCAAUCUAUCAUUGAACGAAUGCCCGCUCCUACUGAUGACAAAGAUCAAAAGGAAGUGGUGAAGCAAUGUGCAGUUCAUGAACCAAGAGCAACUGAGAUUGAGUAUACUGUCAAAGAAAACGAGAAGGUGGUGGAGCAACGUGUCAUUGACAAACAGGGUGCAUCGAACAUGGAUGUUGCUGCGAAUAAUCAGGAUAAGUUGAUGAAGGAACACAUCAUCGACAACCAGGGUACAGUGCCCAUGGAUGAUAUUGCGGUGAAAGACCUUGAUAAAGCAGCGGCACAAUAUGCCAGUGAUGUCAUCGACGAAAAUGGCAGAACCAAGGAUGAUAUUUAUGUGGAGGAAGAUGACUAUCUGAAGGAACAAGUCAUCGUUGACAAUUGGGGUACAUUCAGUGAUGCUACUGCUUUGGAAGAUCAGAAGAAUGAGGGUGAACAAUGCAAAGGUGAUGAACAGAUAGUGGGCAAGGACAUGUAUGCUGUUCACAUGAAGGGGAGCAUGUUGGAGCAAGGGACUGGUGGCAAACAGGGAGCAACAAAGUCUGAUUUUACUGUUGAAAAGUGCAAGGAUGUAGUGGAGCGUGUUUGUCAUGAAUGGGGUGCACCUGAUGAUGAUCUUGCUAUGGACACGGCAGCUUCUCAAAGUAUCAGAGAAGUUUCAUCUUCUGAGGUGGUUUCAGCUACGGCAAAUGGCAGUGAUGGGGGUAUCUGGAAGAAGGAGAAGGUUAAGCUGCCCAUUAGGUAUCCUCAAAGGCCUGGGAAACUGAACUGCCCCUUUUACAUGUCAAGCGGGAGCUGCUCAUACGGGUUCUCAUGCCAAUUUCAUCACCCACCGCUUAAAGCCAAUCCAGAUGGUUCAUGGCGUCCCUCUGAACAAGGAAAUCAUGGCGUUGCUGAGACCCUGGAACUGAACCGCAUUGGCCUCCCCAUACGAAGAGGAGCAAGAAAUUGCACGUACUAUAUGCGGAAUGGUGCUUGCAGAUAUGGCAAACACUGUCAUUUUAACCAUCCAGAGCAUGUAAUUGAUGCUCAGUUCUAUACACCAACAGGGUGGGAGGAUAAUGCUUUGCAAUUGGAGAAAUCUUCUGACCAGACAACAUUAGAUGACACAUCACACUUGAAGAAAUCUUCUGAUGAUACAACAUUGGGUGGCACGUCAUACUCAAAGAAGUCUUCUGACCAUGCAACCUUGGAUGGCACAUCAUACUCAAAGAAGUCUUCUGACCAUGCAACGUUAGAUGAUACGUCGUCUAGCUCAGAGAUCCUGCCAUCGAACAUAUUAAGAAUGCUCUUACCUUCCCAAAAAGUGCUGCCUAGUACAGAAGUAAAGGUGAAAAAGGAUUCAGAUUGGCCAUCUACUUCAGAUGAUUCUGAUGGUUGCUGUUCAGCAGAUAGUUCAGAUGGGCCUUUGUGCAAGCAGGAGCAUGUGGAUUACCCUGAGAGGCCUGGCAGACCAGAAUGCCCCUUCUAUAUGAGGUUCGGUGAUUGUAAAUUUGCAUCAGCAUGCAAAUAUCACCACUCAAAAGACAAAUACCCAACUAGAUACCAUCCGAAAGUUCCAUCACUGGGAGGGGAACAGAGAGAAUAUCCUGAGAGACCUGAGGAACCAGAAUGCCCCUUCUAUAUGAAAAACCGGUUCUGUAAAUUUGGGGCACAAUGUAGGUUUAAUCACCCAAAGGAUUCAAGUCCUACUGUGCAGAACUCAAUGAAUGCAAAAAAGUCAGUUGCCAGUAAUGAACAUCAUCAAUCUACCACAACCACACUAGAAGACUAUAUGCCCCAGCAACAGCAGUACCCUGAGAGACCUGGUCAGCCAGACUGCCGGUACUACCUGCAAUUUGGGGAAUGUAAGUUUCUGUCUGCGUGUAUAUUUAACCAUCCAAGAGAUGAACUUCCAGUUGGGUGGAAUCCCUCAGGUCCAGCUCACUCUGAUCAGAUUGAACCUGAAACACAUGGCAUGCCAGAAUGCCCAUUCUAUAUGAAAAGUGGGAAAUGUCAAUUUGGGUCAGCUUGUGAAUUUCGUCAUCCCAAAGAUACAGAGGGAGCAUUUGGUCAGAGAACUGACUUGGCAGAUGAUACUUCCACAAGGCCAGAGAAUGUUGUGCAGAAACAAGAACAGGCCAUGUAUCCUGAAAGGCCUGGUGAACCUCGGUGUUUCGACUACAUGAGUCAUGGCUCCUGUAGAAGGCAGAUGAACUGCAAAUACCACCAUCCAGCAGACCGUCUCUCUAGGAAACAGUACGACUCGACUUACCACUGA